Messenger RNA from Cuscuta campestris, 949 nucleotides. The record is from the annotation of a GenBank genome assembly. NCBI's taxonomy places the organism in Eukaryota, Viridiplantae, Streptophyta, Magnoliopsida, Solanales, Convolvulaceae.
AGUCGGGACGUUAAUAACCCGAGGUACGCCACCCGUGGAGAUUGGUGGCUUGGAUCACUAUACUAUUGAUGCCACUAAUAUGGAUGCACAACACAAACAUGGAGCUAGCUAGGGAGGCCUUCAUCAAUAAGGAGAAUAUUAUUAACAUAUAUAUACUCCCAGCCAGCAGCAAAGUGUUGUCUUAAUUAACGACUGAAAAAAGCAUAUAAAAUGAAGCCCACAUAAACGAAGAGUCCAAAGGGAACCAGGAGAAAGAGAGGGACGACGGCUUCAUAGCUAUGGCGGCUCCCACAGGCUAGGGUUCCCAGUUUGAUCUGAACCAGAUACAUCAAUGCAAGCAUCAAACACACGCAUCCGGACACCGAACCCGCGGCGCAAACCACGUACCCGACCCGGACGGCAGUCCUGUUCACGCGCGCCAAAUCCACGGAGAAGACGGAGUGGUGGUUGCCGGAUCUGGGCCAUCGGAGGGCCUGCUUGAGGCAGAGGGAGACGAGGCUGGAGAAGAGGAAGGAGGCGAAGGAGAUGACGUGGAACGACACCAUGUUCUCCGCGAUUUUCGGCCCGGCCUGGCAAUUCGGGUCGUCGGUGAGCCGGUUGUUCGGAUCUCGGGGGUUCCAGGCCAGCCCGACGAACACGGCGAAUGUGAACAGGGAGUUGACGUGUAUUAUUCCGUCCAGCGCCGUUAUGUGGAUUGGGCUGCCUACCUCCGAGUCGGAAUCGCCGGGCAUUUUCGAGCGGCGGCGGCGGCGGAGGAGGAUGAGAACCGGCCAGAUCUGUGAGGAAUGCUGCAAAUACAUCAAUAUCCAUAAAAUGAGCAUAGACUUUAGGUCUACGGAAAAAAUUGCCUUCUUGAGUCCAUGCAACUAAAACCUAAGUGUGUCACUAGAUGACAUCACCUCCGAGGUGUUUGGGCUAGGAUGUGGGAGGGGCUCAGGUCCUUUCCGAG